UAAACAGAGAAGUAGCUCAGCCGCUGUUGACGUUGUGUUCAUCUGAAUUGGGCGUGUUUAUAUCCGCGGAACACAGCGGCGCGUGCCAUCUUUAAUAAAUUAACGUGUGUUUUGUUGACGCCACAUUCCUCAGGAGAAAGCUUAAUGGUCUUGACAACAUGGACAGUGGCCUGAGUCCCCAGGAUAAAAAGGACUUGGACAAGUUCAUUAAGUUCUUUGCCUUGAAGACUGUCCAGGUGAUUGUCCAAGCUCGUCUUGGAGAGAAGAUCGGCACUCGCUCGUCCUCAUCGCCGACUGGCUCUGAUUGGUUUAAUUUGGCCAUCAAAGACAUCCCAGAAGUGACUCAUGAAGCCAAGAAGGCACUGGCUGGCCAACUCCCAGGCAUCGGGCGCUCCAUGUGUGUCGAGAUCUCCCUCAAGACGUCGGAGGGAGACUCAAUGGAGUUGGAGACUUGGUGCCUGGAAAUGAAUGAAAAGUGCGAUAAAGACAUCAAGGUGUCGUAUACAGUCUACAACCGUCUGUCCGUCCUUCUGAAGUCUCUGCUGGCCAUCACCAGAGUAACACCCGCCUAUAAACUAUCCAGAAAGCAGGGCCACGACUACGUCAUAUUAUACAGGAUUUACUUCGGGGAAGUCCAGCUCAACGGAUUGGGAGAAGGUUUUCAGAUGGUCCGCGUCGGCGGCGUCGGCACCCCGGUCGGCACGGUGACGCUCACAUGCGCUUACCGCACCAACCUGGCGUUCAUGUCCAACAGACAGUUUGAGCGGUCGGCUCCGAUCAUGGGGAUCAUCGUGGAUCACUUUGUGGACGGCGGCCCGCGGCCGGCCAACGUGGGCCAUCCCUGCAACUACAGAGCUCCGGGUGAAGAUUACGCAGGACAAUAUGCAGGGGUUCAUGAUUCGCAGGAGGUCUGCACCACCUCCUUCUCCACCUCCCCUCCCUCACAGUGUGUGUGUACAGUGAGUCCUUCGCCCUCUAAACUGUCUAAGCCCCUCCCUCUGGACAGUCUGCCACUUCCACUGGCUCCUGGACUUGUCACUCACACUCUGCAUGCUUCCAGGUUAUCAUAUCAUCCUCCAGCUUUCACAGGAGCUGCUGAGUUCUGUCACCCUGCUGCAAAGCAGGUGUUGCAUGCUGGGAAGGAUCAUGGAGGGGUGGCGUCGGUUCCCGCCCAGGCCGACGCUCAUCUGACGGCGGAGACCGCCGGCAGCAGCGGUGAGGAUGACGGCCCGACGCACAGCGGAGAGAGGAGGCGGCGGCGGGAUGGAGGUGGGAGGAGCGCGUCGCCCUGUGACCCGGUGGCGGCUCUCAACGCGUUCACCAGGAAGAUCGGAGCCUUUGUCAAUAAACCCAACACGCCGGUAACAGCGGCCGGUCUGGACCUGCCGUUUGCCGCCUUCGCUCCUCGAGGCCUGGACUUCGAGGAGAAUGAUCCCAUGGUGCAGCCUCCGGACUCCCCUCCCUGCCACUCCCCCCUGCAGGGCAGCCUCCAUUCUCAGGGCUCUGAGGGAUCGGCGCAGCAGGAUGACUUUGUCAUGGUUGACUUUCGUCCGGCCUUCUCUAAUGACGACUUGGUGCCGAUGGACCUGGGCACUUUCUACAGGGAGUUCCAGAACCCCCCUCAGCUGGCCAGCCUCUCGCUCCACGUCAGCGCUCAGUCGAUGGCCGACGACCUGGACUCGCUGCCAGAGAAACUGGCGGUUUACGAGAAAAACAUCGACGAGUUUGACGCCUUCGUGGACAUGCUCCAGUAGAAGAGGAGCGGAGGACGGCGCGCGAGAACGGACUAAAUGCACAGCGGCAACGGGAGAAGCAGACCGGAGGCUCCGUCGUCGUUUUGUCCCGUGAGAAUCGCUCGGACUAAAUCAUUUCAAUGUGAAGCGCCUCGUCUCUGACAUCUUCCCUCUCCCACGCUCCCCCUCGCUUUGUACAGAACCAUGUAAAUAUUAUAUUAUCUCCUCGGACACCCCCCCUCUGGUCUGGUAAAAAGACAUCUUUAUUUUCUACGUGGCACAGAUCUGCUCACACCGACCGCGUUUAAUCAGGAUUAAAACCGAUCGACAGCUGUGCAACUCGAGGACAGACGACCGGCACUCAUCAGUUUCUGUUCAACUAGAUCACUUAUUGAGCCGCCCUCCUCGAAACACUAUUAGCAUCGGAAGGACCCCCCCCACGUCACGCCCUUUCUGAUCACACGGUGGGAAUCAAACCAGUUCUUCUUGCGUGGAAGACUUAGUCCUCAUAACUGAAAUCUUGAACAGUUGGUCUUGGCAGGUACAUUGCACGUGUUGCAAUUAAGAGACCACCUGCUUUGCAAUGAUCACAACUGACAGUCGAUUUGGAAGGCCGUGGUUCAGUUGCCCUAGCUGGUCUGGGAUCAGCAAACGGCCCCAAUGGUAUUUAAAGUUAGUUAAAGGUUAACUAAUCACGUUGGUUCCAGCUAUAUGUAUAUUAUGUAGGGUUUUUGUAAAGACUGUUCUCUCUACACAAGAGGCCGGCGUCACCAUCCAUGACUUGGUGUUUUGUUCAAAGCUUUAAUUUUUCUUUGCUGUUGUCCUCAUAAAGCAUGGCUGCUCUGUUGAAACGACUGUUUGUCAAAUGAUGUGCAUGCACAUUGCCACAAACUGCAGAGAAGAGAUUAUCAAAAUAGUCUACAUAAAAACCCAAUGUCUUCUGAUCAAACUCUAGGCAAGAAAAUGUGUAAUUUACAACUUUAAUAAAAUCAAAUGAAAGAA
Pseudoliparis swirei is the source of this 2735-nucleotide messenger RNA. It is a transcript of the gene atg13, whose product is annotated as ATG13 autophagy related 13 homolog (S. cerevisiae). NCBI's taxonomy places the organism in Eukaryota, Metazoa, Chordata, Actinopteri, Perciformes, Liparidae. The coding region runs from base 159 to 1754 and encodes 531 amino acids. Gene Ontology annotation, cellular component: Atg1/ULK1 kinase complex; extrinsic component of membrane; cytosol. The record is from RefSeq and is a predicted model, not a curated record. Gene Ontology annotation, biological process: autophagosome assembly; protein localization to phagophore assembly site; piecemeal microautophagy of the nucleus. The transcript has 18 exons.